This is a messenger RNA of Felis catus (domestic cat), 3846 nucleotides long. It is a transcript of the gene POMGNT2, whose product is annotated as protein O-linked mannose N-acetylglucosaminyltransferase 2 (beta 1,4-). The transcript has 11 exons. Gene Ontology annotation, molecular function: protein binding; protein O-acetylglucosaminyltransferase activity. Lineage: Eukaryota; Metazoa; Chordata; Mammalia; Carnivora; Felidae. Gene Ontology annotation, biological process: protein O-linked glycosylation via mannose. Gene Ontology annotation, cellular component: endoplasmic reticulum. The record is from RefSeq and is a predicted model, not a curated record. Bases 1628 to 3370 code for a protein of 580 amino acids.
CGGGAAGGGAGCCCGGGCUCUCCCGGCUCCGCCCUGGGCGCGAGUUGGGGGCGGGGGGCGUUGGGGAAGGGGACGACGUGUGCCCCGCUGAACUGUCGCGCUUGGACUCAGGCACGUGACUGGUUCCAGCAACAGCCCGCUCCCGUGACCCGCUCUGCCCGCGUUCCUGCCCUGUGCCAGGUCUCUGGCUCCCCUGAACCGUGCCCGCGGGCCCGUCGGUAAGGCAGCACUCACCCCAUCAGCCUGCUCGGGCCAGCGGGGACCGUCCGGGCCAUCGGAGCUCGGCCAGAGUAGUGUCCCAGGACACAUCACACCAUUGCCCCAUGAUGCCUUCAUCUGCCCAUGAAUGAGGGAUGAGGAAUCGGGGAGGAUCACCAUGUGCUUACAACUCUCCAAAUGGAGAAACCAAGAGCUACUCCCAGGAAUUCUCCUUAGAAGAAAGACUUGCACAUCCCAAGGAGUAUAAGCCGUGCGGACAGGAGAUGGUGUCACGGGCACCACUUGUCACAGUAGAGCUCCAGCGAGAUGGAGAACUACAAACUCCAUAUCCCACACUCUUUGCAGCUAGGGAUCCACGUGGGACCUGGGCUCUAUCAAGCGGGCACACCCUAUAGAACUUGCAAGAAGGAAGAGAACUCCAUCAGGUAGCACUUAAUUAUCUAUACAAGCCAAUGUACAGCAGGGAGCCUUCGGAAAGCCCUAUUUACACCUCCUGCUCAAGCUGGCUGGGAGUGCUCACCAUGGGAGGCGAGCGGACUUGCCCACUGACAAGUCCUUGAGACAGGCAGAGUGGCAUUCCUUUAGGAGCUCAGCUGCCCGGAUGAUGACACUUGGCUAAGGGCAAAAGGCAACCUUCGCCCGAUCCCUCAGGAUACUGACUUCCAUAAUCGUACAAACCUAACACGAAGUAAAACUGCGCCUCUCCGGGGCGAGACUACAACUUCCAGGGUUCCGCGGAUUGAAGGCUUGGGCUGUUCUCGGAGGCAAACUACAAUUCCCAGAAUUCCGUUAACCAAGGGGUGGUUCUGGCCUAGGGUCCGAGCAGCUGAGCUCGCGAGCCUGCGCACGUGCACUGGCUGCCGCGCCGGGCUCGCCAGCCAAGCAGGCGCAAGGCAGGCACCCGCGAGCCCCAGCGGCGGCGGUGGGGUGGGUGCCGCGGGACCUGCCCUCCAUGCCUGGUUUUCCCGGGCUCGGGGCGGGGUCAGGAGGCGGCAGCGGCGGCUGAUUCAGCCAAAGCCGACUACGCGGAGGGCCCACCGGGACGCUUCAACGCCACGGAGCCCCGCCUGCGGGCUGCAGACCAGGACAUGAAGGCUUAAGAAUUGGCCCAGGCAGACGCAGAAGGACAAAUACUACAUGAUACCACAUGAUCCCCUCUGUUCCAAGAAGCACUGGAGGAAGGUGUCAAAGAUGCCACCACGCCUGCAGACACAGAGCUGGGCAGCUGGUUGAGGAAGUUGAGGCUUGAGGCGUUAAUCUGCCAAGAUCAUAAAACCAGCUCACACCUAGGAUCUAAAGGAAGGCUUUUGCCGACCGUCAGCGUGCCCGCAGAGAUGGGUCGAGCCCGCCAGGCCUGUGGCACUCCCCGGGGGCUGUCCUGUCACUAGGGCCCCGUGGUGGCAUUAGGAUGCACCUGUCGGCGGUGUUCAACGCCCUCCUGGUGUCCGUGCUGGCAGCGGUCCUGUGGAAGCACGUGCGGCUGCGUGAGCAUGCGGCCGCUCUGGAGGAGGAGCUGGCCCUCGGCCGCCAGGCCCCAGAGCCGGGCCCCGCGCUGAGGAUCGACUACCCCAGGGCGCUGCAGACCCUGAUGGAGGGCGGCACACACAUGGUGUGCACGGGCCGCACGCACACUGACCGCCUCUGCCGCUUCGAGUGGCUGUGUUACUCCAGCGAGGCCGAGGAGUUCAUCUUCUUCCACGGCAACGCGUCCGUCAUGCUGCCCAACCUGGGCUCCCGGCGCUUCCAGCCGGCCCUGCUCGACCUGUCCACCGUGGAGGACCACAACACCCAGUACUUCAACUUCGUGGAGCUGCCGGCCGCCGCCCUGCGCUUCAUGCCGAAGCCCGUGUUCGUGCCCGACGUGGCGCUCCUCGCCAACCGGUUCAACCCCGACAACCUCAUGCACGUCUUCCACGACGACCUGCUGCCUCUCUUCUACACCCUGAGGCAGUUCCCGGGCCUGGCCCACGAGGCCCGGCUCUUCUUCAUGGAGGGCUGGAGCGAGGGCGCACACUUUGAGCUCUACAAGCUCCUCAGCCCGAAGCAGCCACUCCUGCGGGCACAGCUCAAGACCCUGGGCCGGCUGCUGUGCUUCUCCCAUGCCUUCGUGGGUCUCUCCAAGGUCACCACGUGGUACCAGUAUGGCUUCGUCCAGCCCCAGGGCCCGAAGGCUAACGUCCUGGUCUCGGGCAACGAGAUCCGGCAGUUCGCACGGUUCAUGAUGGAAAAGCUGAACGUGAGCCGGGCAGGGGCUCCCCUAGGCGAAGACUACAUUCUGGUCUUCAGCCGUACCCAGAACAGACUCAUCCUGAACGAGGCAGAGCUGCUGCUGGCACUGGCCCAGGAGUUCCAGAUGAAGACGGUGACGGUGUCCCUGGAGGACCACGCCUUUGCAGAUGUCGUGCGGCUGGUCAGCAACGCCUCCAUGCUGGUCAGCAUGCACGGGGCCCAGCUGGUCACUGCCCUCUUCCUGCCCCGUGGGGCCACUGUGGUCGAGCUUUUCCCAUACGCUGUCAAUCCCGACCACUAUACGCCCUAUAAGACGCUGGCCACGCUGCCUGGCAUGGACCUCCAGUACGUAGCCUGGCGGAACAUGAUGCCAGAGAACACAGUCACGCACCCUGAACGGCCCUGGGACCAGGGGGGCAUCGCUCACCUAGACCGGGCGGAGCAGGCCCGUAUCCUGCAAAGCCGCGAGGUCCCGCGGCAUCUCUGUUGCCGGAACCCCGAGUGGCUCUUCCGAAUCUACCAGGACACCAAGGUGGACAUCCCAUCCCUCAUCCAGACCAUACGGCGCAUGGUAAAGGGCCGGCCGGGGCCACGGAAGCAGAAGUGGACUGUCGGCCUCUACCCAGGGAAAGUCCGGGAUGCGCGGUGCCAGGCGUCAGUGCAGGGCGCCUCCGAGGCGCGCCUCACCGUGUCCUGGCAGAUCCCGUGGAACCUCAAGUACCUGAAGGUGAGGGAGGUGAAGUACGAGGUGUGGCUCCAGGAGCAGGGCGAGAACACCUAUGUGCCUUACAUCCUGGCCCUGCAGAACCACACCUUCACCGAGAACAUCAAGCCUUUCACUACCUACUUGGUGUGGGUCCGCUGCAUCUUCAACAAGAUCCUCCUGGGACCCUUUGCAGAUGUGCUGGUGUGCAACACGUAGCGAGCGUGCCGUGGCCAGGCCUGGGUGGGGGCGUGGCUCCUCCAGCUCAGUGGCCCUGGGCCCACUAGCCCCGUGUGGUGGCUUCUGGGAAUUGUUUAUUUAUUGAGCAGGCCUGCCCCAGGCUUGUGCCCCCACGUCAUCUUACCACAUCCAGAGUGUGGGGUCCACAGUCCUCUUUGCCCUGGUACGAUGGGACCCUCCCAGCCCCCUUCUCCCAUCCUGAGCAUCCAGACCGUGGAGAAGGUCCUUAGCGGGAGGAGAAGGAAGAAGGAAAGUAAGAACCCUAAGGAGCCUCUGGCCGAGUAAUCGUGCCGUUCCCUACGGAAUCUUUCUGGUUGAUCUCCAGGUGUUUGGAAACUGUGAGUAGUAGAUCACGUGGUUGCUUGGGUGGGUGGUUCAUCAGCUUCCGUCAUCAUGAAAUUUGCCUGUAGCACAGUGAAGGUGUGUGUGGAACAUUCAUUAAAUGAUUAUAAACA